AUGACUAUUGGCAAGCGCUCUGACGACGCACCAUUCCCUUCGUCGUCACCACAAACAAUCACCGCAAACAUGCCUGGCUCCAAUGCUUGGACCUUUGAUGAGUCCACGCGCAACAGGCUCUUGAAGAAAUACAAGACCCAGGUUUCUUCGGCGGCCUCAACCAUCUGCGCCACCAUAUCACUGAUUCCCCUUGAAAAUAUCAAGACCCGAAUGCAAACUCAUGACUUUAAGAACGUUUUCCAAUGUGCUCGCUACCUCUGGCGCAAUGAGGGAUAUCGCGGCUAUGUCGCUGGCGCUCUUCCUCCAUUGGCAAGUGUCACGGCAGUGCGCGUCGUCAAUUUCACCGUGUACCAUUCAUUCACGGGCAGGAUCUCCGACCUAGUUGAGAACAUAACUGGCUUCAAUCCUGUUGAGGACUAUAAGCGGCCUGGAAGUACCCCAAACAUGCUUGGAGUGAUGACUUUUGCCACUGCAGGCAUGUUCUCGGGGUUAUUCGCUUCUCCUCUUGCCUGCCCCUUUGAACUAGCAAAGAAUGUCGUCCAAACCUCCGUUUUGGUGUCCAACCGCGCAAUGGCGGCUCCAGAUGCCGCUCGAGACCAUACGCUGCGUCACAAGCCUCGCCUGGGUACUAUAGCAGCAAUUCAGCAGAUCGUUAAGCGCCAUGGAGUUCGAGGACUGUAUACCGGAUUCCGUCUGCAUGCGAUGCGUGACACCAUUGGCACCGGAAUGUACUUCGCUAUUUACGACACCGUGAAGCAAACUGCAGAAAGACAGCUGGGUUGGAACAAGAACGACCUGGGGUCAACAAUGCUUGCCGGCGUGAUUUGCAGCACUGUCCCCUGGGUUUGUACAUAUCCUUUUGACACGCGCAAGACCCGCGCUCAAAGUGUCCUCCUCGGCAAGAGCCAGGAGAUUGGCGAGGCUUCAAAAGCCAUUGCCAAAUCGAGUACCUACAAGGGAAUCUCAAUCAUCAUGCUCCGGACUGGGCUAAAUAACAUGAUCCUGCUCAGUCUGAUGGAGUAUUUUAAGCGCCGCAUCGACGAGCUGCCAAACUGA
Messenger RNA from Penicillium antarcticum, 1056 nucleotides. Its product is annotated as putative mitochondrial carrier protein. Bases 1 to 1056 code for a protein of 351 amino acids. Gene Ontology annotation, biological process: transmembrane transport. The record is from RefSeq and is a predicted model, not a curated record. The transcript is spliced from 6 exons. NCBI's taxonomy places the organism in Eukaryota, Fungi, Ascomycota, Eurotiomycetes, Eurotiales, Aspergillaceae. Gene Ontology annotation, molecular function: transmembrane transporter activity.